Cryptomeria japonica (Japanese cedar) is the source of this 1918-nucleotide messenger RNA. RefSeq lists its product as uncharacterized. The coding region runs from base 145 to 1317 and encodes 390 amino acids. Gene Ontology annotation, cellular component: chloroplast. NCBI's taxonomy places the organism in Eukaryota, Viridiplantae, Streptophyta, Pinopsida, Cupressales, Cupressaceae. The transcript has a single exon. Gene Ontology annotation, molecular function: double-stranded DNA binding. Gene Ontology annotation, biological process: regulation of DNA-templated transcription; chloroplast organization. The record is from RefSeq and is a predicted model, not a curated record.
GGAAGCCUAUUGUAAAUACCGCUUACACGGUUAAACUUUUUUGAAUCUGUGAAAACAAAUCUCUGAUCAUCGCACAGCAAAAUAAAUCUGCUGAAAAACUCUAUCCCAUUCUCCUGUUGUUUGCAGCUCCACUGUAGUUCAAACAUGAUAACCAUGUUACGACUCAAUCUAUUCGACAUACACCCAUUCCAUUCUCACAAACAGUUGGUUAAGCAUCCAUUUCAUUCUCGCACGUCUUGGUCAAGCCUUGCCAUUACCAAUGCCCAUACGCAGAGCCUCUUUUCACACUUUGCCUCCAACAAACUUAACAUGUCUGAGGCUGAUAUCACUCAGAUUUUCAGAAGGGCUCCCCGAUUGCAGAAUCUUCGAACCCUCGACAGCGUAGAGCAGUUUAUUCAUUAUUUGAAGAAGCGCGGCUGCACCGACGUCCAAAUUGCCAAAAUAAUGAGGAAUCGGCCCUCAAUAAUCACCGUUUCAGAAAAAAAAUUGGAACCCAAGAUCAGGCUGCUGGAAGAUUUCGGUUUUGAGGGUCAAACCCUGACGAAGCUUUUGACGAGCAAUCCAAACAUCUUGAGUCUGAGCCUCGAGAAAAGCCUUCUUCCCAAAAUGAUGUUUCUCAAGAGCAUAUUUGGGACCGAGGACGCGCUCGUUAAAGCCAUGUUAAGAGCACCACAACUUAUCGGUUGUAACCUGGAGAAGGUUCUCAAGCCCUCGCUUGCUUUCUGGGAGGGAUUUGGUUUAAGCAGGGUGGAACUCUCUAAAUUCUUACGGCUGGCUCCGAGCGUACUGUUACGCAGUUCACUAACGCCUGCAGAAGCCGUUCUCAUUGAUAACAUUGGCCUUGAUAAAGGAAGCAAAAUGUUCAAAUAUGUUUUGAUUGCAGUGACUGUUAGCCGCAUGGAAACGUUGGAGGCCAGGAUAGAGAAUCUCAAGUUCUGGGGUCUCUCGGCCGAGGAAAUCUGGCGACUAUUUAGGGUUGCUCCUCUAGUCUUAAAUUUUUCCAAGGAAACCAUUGGUGAGAAGAUGAAUUUUGUAGUUAAUCAUUUGAAGGAACCUGCAAAUUCUGUAGUGAAGCACCCUCUCCUGUUGCAAAAAAGUUUAGAACGGUCUGUGAGGCCCAGGUUUCAGGUUUGGCAGAAAAUCGAGUCCACUACUGCCCCCGGUCUUUCUAUUUUCAAGGUAUUGGAGAUGACAGAGGAAAGGUUUAUAAAGAUUAUAGAAGGGCAUCCUGACUCUGAAAUCCUGUGGUCAAUUUUUGAAAAUGCCGUUUCCGAUGCCCCCAGUGGCACAAAGAGAUCAAGCAGGUUGAUGCUGUGAGAGUCAGGACUACAAAACCACAAUAAACUUGUUUGUCUAGUCUUUGGCAGAAGGCGGCCAGGCCUUCCCCAUCUAGGUGUUGGCUGUGAGCAUUUUACUUUCUGGAGGCACCCUAUUCAACGUCAGGAGCGACAAUGUUAUCUCCUCCGCCAUUUGUUCUGUGUGUAAUAACUCUUUAAGCGAGGUAUGCAUGGCAAUUAUUGAAUGUUAAAAUGAGCUUCUAAUUGCUCUCAUUGCAGCCAUUCAGUGUGAUUUAAUUGGUGAAUUUUUAAUGCCUUGAAGUUUUGUAGUGAACCAUCAUAACGUUUAGGAUGGGAAUUAUGUCAGAGGAACAAGGAGUGAGCCAUCAUACAUUGUGUUCAUCAAACAGGUUUCCCAGCACUCAAAUUUUUCAGAAGUUGUAAUUUUGGGUUUGAUGGUUACCAUUUAGAAGAUCCUAGUCAGUUGAGUCAAGAUAUCAUGUAAGUUCAUUAAAGAAGACAUUAAAAUAUGUCAAUCAGAGCAGUAGGUUCUUGUAUUUAGAGUGCAUUUUCAUCGGCAGUUGGAGGACAUCACAAAACAUUAUUAGUUUGAAGCCAUACGUAAUAAAUGGUUUUAAUCA